This is a messenger RNA of Cylicocyclus nassatus, 2739 nucleotides long. The record is from the annotation of a GenBank genome assembly. Lineage: Eukaryota; Metazoa; Nematoda; Chromadorea; Rhabditida; Strongylidae.
AUGGGAGAAACCAUUGCAUCUGCUGUGUACUUCAGAAGUGACCUAAUAGAACAGCGUUCGCACCUGUACAAUGCUUACGUGAAGAUACAAAAACUCGACGAGCAGUGGUCAAAUGCACGCUCAUCCGACACCGCCGAAGAGGAGAUAUACAAUGAUUAUGUGAAGAAAUAUGGAGACUACAGCACCGCCGUUCAAGACGCAGUUGAUUUGCUCGAAGAAAUUGAUGACAUACUCAAUUCCUACGACAAGGAACUCAUUCGACGGCAACUCCCUCUACCUGCAGAAAAUGACGAAAGAGUACCACACACUGCACAAAUCCAAACCAGAGCAGCAUACUACCAGAACGCCACAGAAUCCACAAUGAACUUCGUCGAUGCUUCAAUCUUGAGCAGGCUUGACCUUCCAGUUUUCGAUGGUAACUUACUCGACUACCCCGAGUUCAUGGCACGGUUCUCGACCUUGAUUGGUAACAAAAAAGAUCUCGACGAUGCUACAAAGUUCUCACUAUUAAAGUCUUGCCUAAAAGGACGGGCCCUCCAGUCGAUUCACGGCUUAGCACUUACGGCACACAAUUACAGCAUUGCACUAGACAUUCUCAAGUCGCGAUACGAUGACAAGGUAACCACAUGUCAUAUUCUUUUCACGCAACUGGCGAGCCUCCCAGCCUGCGAUGAACAAGGUAAACACCUGCAAUCGCUGUACAAUAAAAUGUACUCGCUUACGCGCCAGUUCUGCUCGUUCGAAGAUGAUACGAAGGAGAUAGCACUCGGAGCAAUACUUCUGAACAAAUUGCCGCGAUUCGUGCGCAGCAUGAUCUACGACAGAGCAGGGAAGACACGUAAUCUCACACCAAGUGAACUACUUCAGAUAUCAACGGAUAUCGUACAUAAAGAAGCAACGCUCCAAGAAAUCGAAUACUACAACAGGAGGACGGAUCGAUGUGAAGACAUUUACUUCGCAUCACACGCUCAACGCAAAAGAUCGACUCCGUAUACGCAGAAGAGGUUUCCCUCCUCAAAGACCACCUCAAAUGAAAACAUCAAGCCGCCUUCGCUAAGGAUCAAGGCAUGUUCCUUCUGCGACUCCAAGGAGCAUAACGCCAUUAGAUGCACUACAUGGCCGACUGCGCAGCAAAGAAUACAAGUGAUAAAGGAGAGAAAGCUCUGCUUCAACUGCCUUUCGCCAAAGCAUCGCACCAAAGAAUGUCCGUCUACAAGAACUUGCCAACAAUGCGCCAAACGCCACCAUACUUCUAUCUGCCUGCAAAAUCGGCCGCCAUCCCAGCAGACAUAUCAACAACGCCGUCCACCUGAAGACAGAGAAAGCAACAGAAGAUCAAGAGAAAUGUCGCAAAUGCAUUUCGCCGAGGGAAGUCCCAACGUCAACCAAAGCAAUCCACAGGUAAUUACUGAACAAAACGAUAUUGUAGCCGUUGUUCAGCAUACGCCACUCAACAAACAGCCGAUACUACUCAUGUGCGCUAAUGUUGAUGUUUCCAAUCCCGAGACACCAAACGAGCGAAUCGCUGCCAUGGCAUUCUUUGACAGCGGAUCCAGCAGAAGCUAUAUCACUAAGGAACUCGCUAAGGAACUGCACCUAUCGCAAGGCCAGAUGGAAGAGGUAUCAAUAUACACGUUUGCCUCUGGUAGUCCUCUCUCGCUUCUCACGACGCUUCACAGUAUUGGGAUUUAUACGAGUAAGGGAGGCCAAAUUUUGUGUGUCAAGGCCAUCGAAACUCUAACAAAGGAAUUGAAGAUUGUACAGCAAAAUUUUGAAGAUUCCGCGACUCUUGUCUCCACGAAAAAGAAGCCCUCACUUCUGAUUGGCGCCGACUACUUUUGGGAUGUCCUCUUCUUUGAUGAUUUUUACAUCCAAUCGAUCAGCAGUGGAUAUCACCUUGUGCACUCUGCUGUGGGCGACAUUAUCACGGGAAAAACAUUGUGGCAAAGCAAGAACAUGGAGCAUUGCUUUAAUAUAGACGAAUCUCAAGAAGAAAAUCUUGAUAAGCUGGUAACGCAACUUUGGCUGCAUGAUGAUGUGCAUGAUUCCUAUAGUGAGGAUGAUAGUAAAUGCCUGAGAAAUUUUAACGAAACGAUCUAUUUUGACGAAAUCGAAGGUCGCUACGUCGUACAACUACCAUUCAAAGGAGAUAAAAGAGACCUUCCUAAUAACAUUCAGCUUGCUUACGCCAGACUACUCCAUAAUAUGAAGCACUUGCAGCACUGUCCCGAAACACUGAACAGGUAUCAUGCCUUGAUACAAGAACAACUCCGGAAAGGAAUUAUUGAAGCAGUGCACGAGCCAAAACUACCCAAACUAUGUCACUAUCUCCCCCACCAUGCUGUGAUUUCAGAAGAAAAACGAAGCACUAAGCUACGAUGCGUUUAUGACGGUUCCGCAAAAUCGAAAGGAAAACCAAGCUUGAAUGAACUGCUCUACAGGGGUCCAGUGUUUCUUCCCGACAUUACAGGAAUUCUACUCCGAAUACGACUACCAAAGAUUCUCAUCUCCAGCGACAUUGAGAAAGCAUUUCUCAUGGUAGGAUUGAAUGAAGAAAGUAGGAAUUUUACGCGCUUCCUCUGGGUGAAAGACCCAAAAGGACCAAUAACACCGGAAAAUAUCGUCACUUAUAGAUUUCGACGUGUUCCUUUCGGACUAAUUGCUUCUCCUUUCCUGCUUGCAGGAACAAUUCAAUACCACCUUCGAAUGGCCGAUACCCCUUGUCACAAAAAAUUUUGA